This is a messenger RNA of Oryzias latipes (Japanese medaka), 1184 nucleotides long. RefSeq names its product TM2 domain containing 1 (gene tm2d1). The record is from RefSeq and is a predicted model, not a curated record. NCBI's taxonomy places the organism in Eukaryota, Metazoa, Chordata, Actinopteri, Beloniformes, Adrianichthyidae.
GGUUCGUGAAGGCACCAUUGUGUCACGUGACGUUCAGUCAUGGCGUUCCCCCUCCGUAAGCGGCUGCGCUGUUUCCUGCCGUUCUUGAUGUUAUUCUGCGUUUGUUCCCACCUGGAGCUCGUGUUCUCUGAGGACGUGGAGCGCUGCGAACACCUGAGACUCGGACAGUAUCUGUGCAAAGAUCCGAAGAUCGAUGACGCCACUCAGGAGCCGGAGAACUGCCGGAACAUGCAGGCCCAGGUGGAGUGCUUCCCAGCUCCCAACAUCAGCUGUCGGCUGCAGGACGGGAGGGAGGUCGGCUUUGGCGGAGAGUUCGGCUUCAACAGAUCCAUCCCCUGUAGGAAUGUGAGCGGUUACUCCUACAAAGUGGCCGUGGCCUUGUCUCUGUUCCUGGGCUGGCUUGGAGCGGACCGCUUUUACCUGGGAUACCCGGCUCUAGGUCUGCUGAAGUUCUGCACCGUGGGUUUUUGUGGGAUCGGCACGCUGAUCGACUUCCUAUUGAUCGCCAUGCAGUCCUGCGAACACGAGCGGAUGUGAAUUUGCGCGUCGAUGUUUAGAAGAAUAAAUGAAAACGAUGAAGAGCUGAUGGGUUAAGUUAUCCGCUCCCCUGGAGAGUUUGGGCAGUUCCUGUCUCUGCCUCAAGGGGGAGACAGACGGGCUGUUUGGUCAGAAAAAUGAGUAAUUCAGUAGAAACUCAAACUUUGGUUAAAAUGCAUUCCAUUGAGGUUGGGCAGGAAAUUCAGCCAUCUUUGACCUCUUACUUCCUGUCUUCUGCGAGAGCAGUGCCAGUGAUGAGGUGGUGGUGGAAGGGGGGGGGGGGGUGUCAGCCUCCUGAUCAGUAUUCAACCCCUCCAUCGUCCGCGGCUCCCGUGACGAUGACCAAGGCUUCCGGACACUUCUAAUGGACGCUGAGAGAAGAGGAGGCGGAUGAGGGAAGAAACAAAAUAAAACAGAUGAAAGCAGCUGAGCAUCCGUCUGAGAGGAAGCAGCUCAACAUUCAGCCUGAUGCAGAUGUUUGCCUCACAUCUGUGGCUUCAGGACAACGCUUUCUUCCAUGUUGUGUCUGGAAUUAAGACAUGGUACAGUCCUGAUGGGACUUUUUUCAGUCAAUCACAUCAGAACAGAGAAGGUUUGAGAAAACCAAACUCAAAGCCACAGCAGAAUAAACCACGAGUCAGCUUUUC